UUGGUGUCGUUCCAACUCAAAGCGGACGUAACAUUAUGAACGUCGUUGAUUGAGAAGCGGAGUAAACCGGGCCGAGUCUACGUGGCGCUGGCGCUCAAUAUUCAAUUCUUAUCUUCACGACUGCCUUCAACGAUACCAACGUACAAUACUGAUAACUAUGGCUCUUGACCCUCUCUCUGCAGUUGUCACCGCGCUCGAGCGAGAAUCCAUCAUACCUGACGUUAUUCCCAAAACCUCAGGUUUCGUCCCAACAGUGUUGUUCUCCGUUAUUUAUCCCGGGGGAAUAGAGGCAGUACUUAGCACUGAGCUUUUGCGGGAUAAUACCUUAGAAGAACCAGAAAUCAACUUCACUCCAAUGGUGACCAGCGAUGAAACAGCGGGAGACUUGACCGGUGACCGUGGAGAGACCUCUUACACUUUGGUGAUGACGGAUCCCGAUGCACCGUCCAGAGCAGAUCCUAAAUACAGACAAUUUAGACAUUGGGUAAUAACCGGUCUCAAGUCUCCUGCCAUUUCUUCAAGUCCAAGCGGAACUUCCAGCCUGAUUGCAUUGAAGACCAGAGCAUCCAUAACUCCUUAUCGUCCACCUGGUCCUCCACCUGGGAGCGGCUCCCACAGAUACUGUUUUCUGCUCUUCCAGGAGCCCGCAGGGAAUACCUUCACCAUUCCAGAAGGUGCCAAGGAGCAUGGAGCUGCGUUAGAAGAGCGACGGAGUUGGAAUGCGUUUGAAUUUGGAACCCAAUAUGGCUUGAAGCUCGUUGGAGCCAAUUAUUUUAUUGUAAAAUCGGUGGACGUCUAAAAGCAAACAAUCAGCCAUCUUAAAUCUGGUAAAAUGAAAAAUAUCGUCACUUACAGUAAUCACAUACUUUAUCUAUCUAUCUUCAACCAAUUCAGACUUUUCUGCCUGCAAAUCCCCGGC
Molecule: messenger RNA, 919 nt
Organism: Lentinula edodes (shiitake mushroom)
Lineage: Eukaryota; Fungi; Basidiomycota; Agaricomycetes; Agaricales; Omphalotaceae
Product: phosphatidylethanolamine-binding protein
Exons: 3
Coding region: 158-799 (213 amino acids)
Biological process (GO): regulation of proteolysis; regulation of Ras protein signal transduction
Molecular function (GO): phospholipid binding; peptidase inhibitor activity
Source: RefSeq, a predicted model, not a curated record